Messenger RNA from Anopheles maculipalpis, 5677 nucleotides. It is a transcript of the gene didum, whose product is annotated as unconventional myosin-Va. Gene Ontology annotation, cellular component: cytoplasm; vesicle; myosin complex. The transcript is spliced from 10 exons. The record is from RefSeq and is a predicted model, not a curated record. Gene Ontology annotation, biological process: vesicle transport along actin filament; actin filament organization. NCBI's taxonomy places the organism in Eukaryota, Metazoa, Arthropoda, Insecta, Diptera, Culicidae. Gene Ontology annotation, molecular function: microfilament motor activity; ATP binding; actin filament binding. Bases 65 to 5677 code for a protein of 1870 amino acids.
AAAAAAAAAGCACGCGAAGAAGGCUAAACAUAACCCCAAAACAUAAGAACCAACAACUACCAUCAUGUCGUCGACGGAGUUGUACGUGAAGGAUGCUCGUGUGUGGAUUCCACAUCCGGAAACAGUUUGGGAAGGUGCGGUGGUAGCCGUAGACUAUAAACAGGACGACAAACAGCUCAAGCUAGUCACCGAUCGUGGAGUAGAGCACACGGUACAGCUUCAAAGUGCAGCCGAUCUUCCUCCCCUACGAAACCCGGCCAUCCUGAUCGGACAGAAUGAUCUCACCGCACUGUCCUACCUGCACGAGCCGGAUGUGCUGUACAAUCUGGAGGUACGGUUCUGUGACCGGCAGGCCAUCUACACGUACUGUGGCAUCGUUCUGGUUGCCAUUAACCCUUACUCAGAGCUACCGCUGUAUGGAGCCGAUCUUAUACGAGCCUACCGGGGACACGCGAUGGGUGAACUGGAGCCACACAUCUUCGCCGUAUCCGAGGAAGCAUACGCUAAGCUAGAGCGUGAAAAGUGUGACAUCAGCAUCAUCGUGAGCGGUGAAUCGGGUGCCGGUAAAACGGUUUCCGCCAAAUAUGCGAUGCGAUACUUUGCCGCCGUCGGUGGCAGCGAAUCGGAAACGCAGAUCGAGAAAAAGGUUCUCGCCAGCAGUCCCAUCAUGGAAGCGAUCGGUAAUGCAAAAACGACCCGGAACGACAACAGUUCCCGGUUCGGAAAGUUCACGAAGCUACUGUUUCUAAACAACCACUCGAUGGCACUGAGCGGUGGUACGAUGCAGACGUAUCUGUUGGAGAAAUCACGCGUCGUGUUUCAAGCGCCGGGCGAACGGAAUUAUCACAUCUUCUAUCAGCUGUGCGCGGGACGUGAUCAAUGGCCCGAGCUGAUGCUGGAUCAUCAGGAUAAGUUUCACUUUUUGAACCAGGGAGAAUCGCCCAACAUCAAUAAGCUGUCGGAUAAGGAUCAGUUUGAGGAUACACUCACGGCGCUCAAAACGCUCGGGUUUGAUGAUGGCGAGAUUGGGGAUAUAAUGAAGGUGAUCGCCUCGGUACUGCACCUCGGUAACGUGGUGUUCAACCACAGACAGAAGAGUCAAUCGCAGGAAGUGGACAGCGAGGCGUGUUCGAUUGCUAGUAAUGAUCUACACCUAAACGUUGCCUGUGACAUACUGCAGCUGGAUCGGGCUGAGUUGCGAAAGUGGCUCGUAACGAGACAGAUCGAGUCGAUGAACGAUAGUGUGCUGAUUCCGAUGAACAAACAGACGGCCGAAGCUACGCGCGAUGCACUGGCCAAGCACAUCUAUGCGGAAUUGUUUCAGCAUAUCGUGCAGAAGAUAAACCGAAAUUUAGCUGGUGGCAAGAAGCAGAACUGCUGCUUCAUAGGCGUUCUCGACAUCUACGGCUUUGAAACGUUCGAUAUUAACUCGUUCGAGCAGUUCUGCAUUAAUUACGCCAACGAGAAGCUACAGCAACAGUUUAAUCAGCACGUGUUCAAGCUGGAACAGGAACAGUACCUGCGGGAAGGUAUCGAGUGGAAGAUGAUCGACUUCUAUGACAACCAACCGUGCAUUGAUCUGAUCGAGUCGAAGCUUGGUAUUUUGGAUCUGCUAGAUGAGGAGUGCCGAAUGCCACGGGGCAGUGACGAGUCGUGGGUUGGCAAGUUGAUGGAAAAGUGCAGCAAGUAUAAACAUUUUGAUCGGCCCCGGUUCGGUACGAGUGCGUUCCUGAUCAAACACUUUUCCGAUACGGUGCAGUACGAAUCGCGUGGCUUUUUGGAGAAGAACCGUGAUACCGUGUCUCGGGAGCUUGUUAGCGUACUAAAAGCGUCCGGGAUGCGACUGUGCCAGCGUUUGAUGCUCGCGCAGGAGGAAGGUCAUUCGGAAGCGGACGCCAAGUCACAGGCCGCCGGUGUUAAGAUUAUGGUUAGUGCGGCAAGAAGUCAGUCGUCGGAGAAGAAGAAAAAGCCAAUGACACAGAAACAGCAAAGGAAAACGGUCGGAUCUCAAUUUCGCGAGAGUUUAACUCAGCUGAUAACCACGCUACACAACACGACGCCUCACUACGUGCGCUGUAUCAAGCCAAACGAUGACAAGGCACCGUUCAAAUGGGAAGCACCGAAAAUCGUACAACAGCUGCGCGCUUGUGGGGUGCUGGAAACGGUACGAAUAUCCGCCGCCGGUUUCCCAUCGCGCUGGAAGUAUGAGGACUUUUACGAACGCUACCGGUUACUCUGCAAACGAAUGCAGAUCGUCGACUGGCACGUGAAGGCAACUUGUACAAACAUUGUGCGCAACUGGCUGCACGAUCCGGAUAAGUAUCGGCUGGGCAACACACAGCUCUUCUUCCGUGCUGGACAGGUCGCUUACUUGGAGCAGGUUCGUAGCGAUACGAGAAAGAAGCACAUCAUCGUGGUACAAUCGCUGAUUCGGCGUUUCAUCUGCCGGAGACGGUAUCUGAGGCUGAAGCAAACCGCGCUUGGAUUGCAGCGGCACGCUCGUGGCAUGUUGGCAAGAAAACGCGCUGAUAAUCUCCGGAAGAAUCGUGCCGCCAUCAAAAUUCAACGCUACACACGCGGUUGGUUGCAGCGCAAAAAGUACGUACAGAUACGUAAGGCCGUUUUGGGUCUGCAAACGCGUGCCCGUGGCUACAUGGCACGGCGCAAGUUUCACGAAGUGUUGGACAACUAUAAAGCCACCCAGAUUCAGCGUUUCUGUCGCGGAUAUCUGGCCCGUCGUCGAUACCGGGCUCGUUUGGCGAACAUUAUUAAAUGUCAGGCCGCCAUACGACGGUUCCUGGCGCGGCGUGCUUUCAAGAAGCUAAAGGCAGAGGCACGCACCGUAGCUCACAUUCAGAAAAUGUACAAGGGUCUCGAGAACAAGAUCAUUGAGCUGCAGCAACGACAUGACGUACUGUCGAAGGAAAAUGCCGGCCUGAAAAAGCAAAACUUAGAGGUGGUGGAGAUGCGCCAAAAGCUCGAAGGCAUGAAACGGUUGGAGAACGAAUUGAAACUAUUACAGCUACAGUUGAUACAAAAAGACGCGAAGCUAAUACUCUCGAUAAAACAGUUAGAAGGCGAACGAGACGAAAAGAUGCAACUGCUGGAAGAGAAACAGCGCGAAGAGGAAGAUCGUCAGCGGGAACGGGAAGCGUUUGAGCAGGAGCUGGCUAAAGUUCGACGCGAGGUAACAGAGAUCAGUGCCGUCACGCAGAUCGAGCGUGCCCGGUUGGUGUCGCAGGCAGACACCGAAGAGAUACACGCCGCCUACCAGCGCACGGUGAAGGAUAAAGAUGCGCUGGAAAAUGAAAACGUGGCCCUGCGGCAAGAAGUUCGUCGGCUGCAGCGCGUUAUGGCGGAUUCGCAUGAGCUGAAAACUCAUUCACGUUCCGUCAGCAAUGCGUCCAGCACGAACGAAGAAGACUAUGGGUACACAUCCGGACGGAACACGCUCGACAUACGGCGGGCAUCGCCCCAUCCGUACGAAGGUGAUGUCGGUAGUAGCCUCGCAAGUGUCGCUAAUGGCGGGAGCCUUGUUCGGGGGGCUCAGCGCAGCGGCAGUGGUUCUGUUAGUAGUAAUUAUAGCGUUAGUAGUACAAUUGUCGCUAGUCAUGGUGAGCGGAAGGAUGAGAAAAAGCAUCCUUUCGUUGAUUACGAACGGGUGUAUCGAACACCGCCCGAUUCAAUCGGUAUGCUGAAAGAACCGUCGGAUUCGACUGUAGGAGAAUCACCGGAAAAAGACCAAACGGCCAUCAUAUUACGCAUGCGAAAACUAUUCGAGGAAGAAAAGUCCAAGAGCGAUCAACUGCGUAAAGAGCUAGCCCGGCUAAAGAAAUCUUCCACCUUCAGCACGGAAGACUCAAUCCGUGCAUCAGAGCUGGAGGUCGAGAAUGAGAAGUUACGGCAAGAUUAUAAUCUACUCCGCAACAGCAUCAAGCGUGGCGUAGAAUCGCGCGAAAUGGACGCACAAUACGGUGCGCUGCAAGAGGAACUGAAGCGCCGCCGUGAAGAGUGUAUCUCACUGAAGGCUGUGCUAGCCCAGCAGAGUCAAUCGUUGCGUUCCCUCGGCCAAACAGUAAACGGUGAAACUAGUCUCCGAAUACACGACGAAGGUGAACUAAUGGAAGCGUUCCAGGCGCAAAAAUUAGUCAACCGACAGCUCGAAUCGGAGCUGCGUGCUAUAACGGAUGCGAACAACGAAACGCUGGUGGAAAACAAUCGCAUUAUCGAUGGACUAAAGUCAGAAAACGGCGAGCUGCAGACGAUCUUACAGCAACGGGUAGAGCAGACCGGGGACGAGGCUGAUCUGGAGACGCUGCGUCAAAACGAACAGUAUCUGCGGCAUGAGCUGAAGAAAUCGACCGCAGCGUAUGUGGAGCUACAGGAACAGUUGAAUGAGUUGCUGGCCAAGAACAACGAGCUGUUGAAGAAGAACAACAUCUUGUCGAAUCGAUUGCGAGAUCAUGGUUUGAACGAUUCCAUUCUGAUGAACGAAGAGUUCCACAGUAUGGUGGCAGUUGCGAAGAAGCAAACGCAAUCGUUCCAGGGCAUUCUUAAGUACCAGCAGAAGGAUGAAAGUAAGAUUUUGCAACGGUUAGUAACGGAUCUGCAGCCUCGAGUGGCGGUGACACUUGCUCCGAGUUUACCGGCGUACGUAGUGUUUAUGUGUGUCCGGUACACGGAUCUAGUCAAUACGGAUCAGCUGAUAAAGUCGUUGUUGACGUGCUUCGUGCAGAUGCUGAAGCGUCGCUACCGUGGAGCGAACUCGGUGGAAGUGCGAGUCAUGUGGCUGGCAAAUACGCUCACCCUGCACAACCUAAUGAAGCAGUUUGGUGGUUACGAAGAAUACAAAAAAUUCAACACCGACGUACAGAACGCGCAGCAACUGAAAAACUUCGAUUUGGCCGAGUACCGUCAGGUUAUCCACGAAACGAUCGUGUCGAUGUACAGCGUACUGAUACGGCAGAUACAGAAUAGCCUGAAGCCGUACAUUGUGCCCGCCAUUUUGCAUCACGACGAAACGGCACGAGGCAAGAGUCGUCGUACGAUGUCACUUGACAUCUCACCGGAGCAGGGCCGUUCCGAACCGGAACUGCUCGUACAGCAGCUUGACUGUCUGUACAAUCAUUUGAGCAGCUUCGGGCUGGAAGGAUGCUACAUUGAGCAGAUCUUUACGCAGUUGAUGUACUACAUCUGUGCCGUGUCGGUGAACAAUUUGAUGUUGCGCGGCGAUCUCUGCAUGUGGAAGACGGGCAUGAAGCUGCGGUACAAUAUGGGCUGUCUGGAGGGAUGGGUGCGCACGAUGAAGAUGGCCCCGGAUGUGAUGAAACCGUUCCUGCCGCUUAACCAGAUCUCAUCCAUACUGCAGGCGCGUAAAACGGAGGAGGACGUUCAUACACUGCUCGAGCUGAGUACGGCACUGUCGACGGCGCAGGUUUUGAAGAUUAUUAAAUCCUACAAGACGGAUGAUUGUGAAAAUCAGAUCAAGCCGGCAUUCAUAGAGAAGCUGACACAGCAGUUAAAUCUUCGCUCGGAACAGCGUGAGUCUGACACGUAUAUGAUGGCCGAGGAGAUGGUUAGCCCGCUGAUGGUAGUGUUCAAGUACAGUGAAGUGAAUCUGGAGGAGAUUGACAUACCGCCCGAGCUGAAUCUGGACGGAUUGGUUACCAAGAUCUAG